This is a messenger RNA of Penaeus vannamei (Pacific white shrimp), 1157 nucleotides long. Its product is annotated as carbohydrate sulfotransferase 9. Gene Ontology annotation, cellular component: membrane. Gene Ontology annotation, biological process: carbohydrate biosynthetic process. The record is from RefSeq and is a predicted model, not a curated record. Gene Ontology annotation, molecular function: sulfotransferase activity. NCBI's taxonomy places the organism in Eukaryota, Metazoa, Arthropoda, Malacostraca, Decapoda, Penaeidae.
AAGUAAAGGCGCCCCUGAUAUUUACCUUCCUGCUCCCUCUUUCCGCAGACAUGAUGCUAGGGGUCUCCUGGCAGACGAUUACUACGUUGUGUGGGGUCGCUCUUUUCGGCGGUCUGUUCGUCUGCAUACACUUGACACUCACGGAGUCAGAAUACCAAUUCAUGCACACUCAGCUGAGCAUUCGGAAAACAACGGAGUCCGCUGUUGCCAAACCCGGGAGUGGAAUGAAGCCAGACCUUCGCCAUGUGUUUCAGGAACGUCGGGAACACUUGCUGGAAAGGUGUCGUUCCCUCAGGAUAACCGAUGCGCCACACGCUCAACUGUGGCACUCCCUUUUGACUGUUAAAUCCCCCGGGCCUCUCGAGGUGUGCGUUCCUCCGAAGGCCGGUUCGACAUCAUGGCGCAAAUUAAGCCAACAAUUAGCCGAUCAAAACCACUCUAGCCUUCGCCCUGCCAGCGCCCUCUUGGUUAGACAUCCUCUGUCCCGGUUAACUUCGGUCUAUAGAGACAAGUACCUCGGCGGGGCACCGAUAAGCAACUACAACCGAGACUGGCGUGAGCGAACGGGAACCACUCCGCCCUGGAUGUUUUAUUGGCAAACCUACUGGCUUCCUGCGCUGGUCUCGUCCGGACGCCUCACCCCGCCGAAGCGCUUUCUGGAGGGCCUGAAGGAGGGUGCCGCCUCUGAUAAAUCACUCAACCUGGGCAUUAGGAGGUUACGGGACGCCGUUAGCAGCGCCUUCGGCAGUGUCCAAGACGAGCUCACGAAACGAUGCAGUAAUUCCUCGUUUACCUUCCAGGAGUUUUUGGAGUUUGUAGUUUGGGCAAAUGACCUGGGCAUUCGCGACGUGCAUUGGGCACCCUUUACGGAGCUGUGCCUUCCGUGCCAAGAGGACUACCACUACAUCCUCCACUUGGAAACGAUCCAGGAAGAGUCCAGGAUGCUCUUGAAGGAUGUGGGAUACCCUGAGGAAUUUGGACUCACCACUCAGCACCGGACAAAGGGACACACCAACACACUUACCCAGGAUGAUUUCCAGUACUACGAAGACGUGCCUGAGAGUCUAAUGAAAGGUGUUCUUGAAAUUUACAUGCAUGAUUUCGAUCUCUUUGGCUAUGUACCGUCAGUAUUAAAUCAUGGGAAUACAGUGUUGUAA